Messenger RNA from Ctenocephalides felis (cat flea), 404 nucleotides. RefSeq names its product cyclin-dependent kinases regulatory subunit-like. The transcript has 2 exons. Gene Ontology annotation, cellular component: cyclin-dependent protein kinase holoenzyme complex; SCF ubiquitin ligase complex. Bases 79 to 339 code for a protein of 86 amino acids. Lineage: Eukaryota; Metazoa; Arthropoda; Insecta; Siphonaptera; Pulicidae. The record is from RefSeq and is a predicted model, not a curated record. Gene Ontology annotation, biological process: regulation of mitotic cell cycle. Gene Ontology annotation, molecular function: cyclin-dependent protein serine/threonine kinase activator activity; ubiquitin binding; histone binding.
GCAAAAUUUUUAUUUAAUAAAAAUUAAAUAAAACUUGUGAUAAAAUUAGUAAAAUUAUAUAUUGCAAAGCUGUGUAUUAUGCCUGCAAAUCAAAUACAAUAUUCGGAAAAAUAUAUGGACGAACAAUAUGAAUACAGGCAUGUGAUCCUACCAAAAGAUCUAGUCCGUCACGUGCCCAAGACUCAUUUAAUGUCCGAGACCGAAUGGAGAAACCUGGGAGUUCAACAAAGUCCAGGUUGGGUUCACUAUAUGAUGCACAAUCCUGAACCCCAUGUCCUACUUUUCAGAAGACCCAAACCCGAUGAGAAUAAUGCCGGUGAAGUUUUGCUGGCAUAUUAAAUAAUUAUUAUGAAUAAUGUGAUGAGACGAGUGAUUGUACUAAGAAUUUUUUUUAGUAUGUGGGA